Paramecium octaurelia is the source of this 706-nucleotide messenger RNA. NCBI's taxonomy places the organism in Eukaryota, Ciliophora, Oligohymenophorea, Peniculida, Parameciidae. The record is from the annotation of a GenBank genome assembly.
AUGAAAAUUAAAAAAUACAAACACUAAAGAUCUAAAUAUAAAAGCAUAAAUUCUUGUGAAAGAGCACUUAUUAUUUAGUAUAUUGAAGAGUACAAGUACUCGCCCUCUAAUGUAUAACAUUUUUUUAUUUUCAGGUUUCUUUGAUAACAGGGCACAAUAUCUCAACAAUAAAAGCCAUUUAUUAAGUUUAUAAAAAGGAAGGGAGAAUCUUAAAAAAAGAAAGGAGGGAUAAAAUUUUAAACUCAGUUGCCUAAGUCUAAUUAUUUGUUGUUGAUGAUAUGUAUAAUAUUAUACUAAUACUUAAAGGAAUGGACAACUUAUUAAUUUAGGAUACUAAACUUACGAAUUUAAAGUUCGUAAUGAUAAUGAUAGUUCAGCAUAAGAAUUAAAAGAAUAAAUGAUAAAAGAGUUAAUGUAAGAAAAGCAAUCUCUAAUUCUAAGCUUGUUAAGUAACUAGUAAGCUGUACAACGGUUUACAAAUGAUAUAAACACAUUAAUGCAACAGAAAAAUAUCACCAAUUAGUUUGGUUUCAUAAAUCCCAUUUCUUCACUAAAUUGUUUAGAAAAACAAUAAAUCUAAUUUGCAAGAAAUCAAAUUCGAGAAAAAUGUUCUAAUAUUAAUUAAAUUCCAUUAAUGCUAAAUUAUAGUUUAAACUCAUAAAUUUUAAAGAUUCUUGCUGAAUAGCAUAAAUAAAUGAAGUCUUGA